AUGAAGCUUGCAGAGGGCACAAGGAAACGGACCCGUGUAAGCGGUGGCGACGGAAGCUCGGCCGGCAGCCUGGACCGGCUGAGCGAUCUACCUGACUGCCUUCUCCACAUCAUCUUGUCCUCCCUCAAGGCCCGACAGAUGGCCCGACAGAUGGUGCAGACGUGCGUGCUGUCCACACGCUGGAGGCACCUCUGGCGCUCCGUGCCGUGCCUCGAUGUCGACAUCGUUGAGUUCAGGACCAAGGCGGCAGUGCAUGCCUCCAGCAGUGGCGGCAGAAACAGCAGCUAUUACUCUGAUGAUGAUGAUGAGAGCACCGACCCCGGCUCCGGCAACAACGAGGACAAGGGCAAAGGGUGGGACGAAUUCGAGGAUUUCGCCGUCAACCUCAUGCUCCGUUGUAACAUCGCGCUGCUGGAUUCAUUCAGGCUGGACAUUGAUAGGGGCAGGAAACCUCAGUCCUAUGGUUGCUCCAGCAGUGCAACACAAGGUUGGGAAUACAGCGGCCGACAAGCAGCGGCUUGGCUCCGUCGCGCGAUGAAAUACUGCACGCCAGGAUCAGGUCAUGCCAUCAGUCAGCGUCAGGGAUUGAAUCUGAGCCCCAGUUCUUGGCGCCUCAGAAGGCUGUAUCUCUGCCACGUACCUCUGGACGAUCGUUUCGCGGAGCAUCUUAGCUCAGUGUGCCGCUCUUUGGAGGAUUUGGAGCUGGACCAUUGCACCUGCUCCAAUGGAUAUUGCAACCCGUUGGCUAUCUCGGCCCCCAUGGUUGCCUAUCUAUGCCUAGAUGUGGAUGCUGACCGCUUCCGUGGAGGUGAUUCUGAUUCUGAGGACAAUGAUUCUGAUUCUGAGGACAAUGAAGGUGGAAUGCGCAAACUCGACAAUACCUCAUCUUCUGAUUGCUGUGGCCUGGACUUCCUACGUGAUGAGAACGUCCAGCUUGAAAUCAUACAUAAAGAUGACGAUGCCUGCCGAUCGGCUGACAAUGUAGAAAAUCUCAAAGGUACCACUGAUCCUGUUCCUGACGCCGCUGCUGCUGAAGAUCCGGUGCCUCAUUAA
This is a messenger RNA of Miscanthus lutarioriparius, 1053 nucleotides long. The record is from the annotation of a GenBank genome assembly. Lineage: Eukaryota; Viridiplantae; Streptophyta; Magnoliopsida; Poales; Poaceae.